Messenger RNA from Branchiostoma floridae (Florida lancelet), 4333 nucleotides. RefSeq lists its product as uncharacterized. Bases 695 to 4153 code for a protein of 1152 amino acids. The transcript has 6 exons. The record is from RefSeq and is a predicted model, not a curated record. NCBI's taxonomy places the organism in Eukaryota, Metazoa, Chordata, Leptocardii, Amphioxiformes, Branchiostomatidae.
UGCAAUUGCCAUAGCAACAGAGACUUAAGCAAGCUCGAUGUCUUAGACCAUAAACUACAUAAGCAAAUGGCAAACAUGGGUGCGGGUACAGUAUUUACUUAAUCUAGACAUUGGGCCAUUCAAGUACUGCUGACGGACUUCUAAGUGUUUUGUAACAGCUAAGUUGUUGUCUUAUCAAACAUGGGUGCAAAUGACCUAGAGGGCGAUUGACAGGAAUGACGUCAUGUUUCACGCGCGAGGUCACCAUGCAAUAUCCCAACAGGUGAUCAAGUCGGCUUUCUACUAAAGACUCCCGUCAAAUGUUUAACCGAAACUCAAUACCCGUGUCUUUUAUUCCCAGUAUUAUCGGAUAGAACGGCAGAAUGAUUUGAUUAUGCUCCUUGAACGCGACACAAUCGUUGUGCUAAUCAUUUUGGUCAGAUGUUAGACGGCGCUUUUGACUGGUGAGCCGCCAUGUUGGAGGUUUCUAGGGUAGCUAGGGUGUAACAGGGCACAACAGACACGCCUCUUCCAUUGUUGUAAACAAAAGACAGGUGAUCACAUACUUUAGUCCGCUGUAGGAAUGAUACCUCGGGUGGUGUGCAGUGUAUCCACUUGUCGUGACUAAGGGAAUGUAUCAUGGCUGAGACGAAAGGAAUUUUGUGGCAAGUUUUGUGACAUUUUUACGAGCAAGGCGCAGGACGGAGCGUUCAACAUGGGCUGCGGUGGCUCGAGGGAUGUCAGACCGCCGACGGGACAACAAGAUGGCCGCAUGAGCAAGGCAUCGUUCCAACCUCUUGUCAUGACGGUAGACAAUGGGCGCGUGGUCGGGAAAAUAAUCGACGAGACUGUCAUCACGAAUGGUACCGGCGAUUCGGACAAAUUCGAGAAGACGUCGACGUCCAAAAGUAGCAAGGCCGGAGAAGAAAAGACAAGAAGGAUGCGCCAGAAAUAUCUGAUCACCAAGUCAAGAAACAAAGUCCUGAGUUGGCACGCCAUUGUAGAAAUGAAGAGAAAAUCCAAACGAGUGGUCAAGAAGAUUCGGAAGCGGAACCGGCGCCCGAGAAAAUACGAAGAUCCACCUUCGGGUCCUCGGGCCGACCCUGCAAGUAUCGUCGUGCUUUUUGGCGACUCUUCGGAAAAAGAGACAGUGUUGCAAGACGGGGAUACUCCGCUUCUUGGAAUCCCCAAGAAACAAUUAAUUUCAGACAUCGGAGUCUUUAAAGACCUUGACGAAUAUGCCCUGCAGACGCCUGAAAGUGAAGAGGAGUCCAUAGAAAAGACGGUGGACUACUUGUUGCGUCGCGCCGGGACGGACCUGGAGAAGGCUCGGUCCAUCUGGCGAUGGGUCACCGCCAGAAUAGAGUAUGACGUCCCGGCCUUCAUGUCCGGAAGCUUUCCCGACAUGACGGCUGAGGCAGUGUUCACCAGACGCAGUGCCGUCUGCUCAGGGUACUCCGCACUCUACAAGAACAUGUGCAGCCUUGCAGGUCUCCGGUGUGAGGAGAUCUGUGGGAAGUCUAAGGGUGUCGGCUACAAGGUGGGCAGGAAGUUUAAGGAAGAGUACAACCACACCUGGAACGCUGUGGAGAUAGACGGGCGGUGGUACCUGUUAGACUGCACCUGGGGGGCAGGUGUGGUGGACACACAGAGGAACACUUUCAUCUUCAACUACAAUGAAGACCGCUUCCUCGCAGAUCCAGAGAUGAUGGUACUGGACCACCUCCCCUUGGACGACAAGUGGCAGCUGUUGGAAGAACCCAAAACCCUGGACCAAUUCGAAAGCGAGGUCCACCUCACCCCCGCAUUCUACGCAUGUGGCCUACAGCCUACCAACCUGAGCUUCCAAGAUGGCGUCAAGGAAACACAAAACGGUGGAAUUAUCUUUAGAGUUGAUCUUCCAAAAUACAUCGAUCUUUCUUGGGAAAUGACGGAAGAAGAUGACACAACACCGAUCAAGAGGAGCGUUCUGUACGAAAUAAUUAAAAACACGGGAUAUUUUCGUGUAGUACCGGCCCAAACGGGAUCUUUCAGGUUCUGUGUGACGUGCAAAACAGAAGAGGGGGACUGGGAAAUGGUUUGUGCCUACCUGGUUAACUGUAGUGAAGUGAAGGAAGACUUUGUAGGGUUUCCCGACAAUGACGGUCACCUAUGGGGUCCUGGCGGUGAACUUCAGCGAGGACACCUGGUGAAGGUCAGCCACCCAGUGGCGGUGUUGCAAACGGAAGACGGGGAGGUGACAGUUGAACUUGAACCCAAGGAUGUCCUGGACUUCUCCUGCGAGCUCUGCAAAGAUGGGGAAGAGGAUAUCGUAAAAGGGUGUAUGCUACACGAAGUUGUGAACGGGGCGGCACGCUUCCGACUCGCGCCUCCCGAAACAGGUUUCUACGCGCUGAAGAUAUACGUCAGUCCGUCUGACUCCGGGCAACAAGAUUUCCAACCUUUCGUAGAAUACAUCAUCGACUGUAAAGAAUCGUUAGAGGACGAUGACGUCUUCCCUGAUAACGAUGGUGCUGUCUGGGGACCAGGCGUCGCGCUGAGAGAAAAAAGACUCAAAAGUGUCAGCCAUACUGAAGCUGUAGUCGACACAAAAGAUGGGGAAUGUACCAUCACCACAGAGCUACCGGAAUGCAAUAAUGCAUCGGGUCAACUCUUCAGCAUUGAUGACGCAGAAAAUGACAUCAAGGGGGCUGUCCUGACAGAAAUAGUGGACAGAAAGACACACUUCAGAGUCGUCCCACCUGAUAGUGGUAAAUACAAACUGUCGUUGUUCACUGUAACGGACGGUUGUGACUGGGACCCCAUUUGUGACUACGUCAUCAAUUGUGAGACAGCCAAAGAUGACGUGGAACCGUUUCCUGACAAAGACGGUUGUGUAUGGGGACCUGGGCUGGCACUGGAGGAAAGAACGAUACUACAAACCAACCAACCAAGAGCGCUUGCAAAAACUGCAGACGGCGAAGUCACUAUAUCAAUGAAAACGUCAGAAGACACAGACUUUGCAGCACAACUGUUCAAAGCAGGCGAUGCGGACAACGAAAUAAAAGGUGCAAUUCUGUUUGAGAUGGUCUACGAUCAGGCAUGUUUCAAAGUUAUCCCUCCCGAACACGGGUACUACGCACUGAACAUCUUCACAGUGUCGGAAAAUAUGGACUGGCAACUUCUUUGCGAUUACGUGAUCUACUGUGAUGAACCAAACGUCGACGAAUACGGGCAACCGUACGGACCGGGCAAAGCCAUCCAAGACGGCAUCCUAAAAUAUGUCAGUCACAAAGAAGCUGUGCUGAAAACAGAGCAAGGAGAAGUUAAACUAUCCGUGGAGUUCUCUAAAGCCACGAACUUUUCGACUCAACUCUUUACGGUGGACGACAGAGACAAUGAAAUCACCGGUCACGUGCUCCACCAGAUCAUUGCCGGGAAAGCGCACAUUCAAAUCUUCCCACCGGAUGUUGGCACCUUCGUCAUGAAGCUAUGGACGACGACAGCUGAUUGGGAGUCAGUGGAAGUCUGCAGCUACCUCAUCCAAUGCAAUGAGCCGAAAGAAAACUUUAGAACCUUCCCAAAGACCCAUGGCUACCUAUGGGGUCCUGGACUUCAUUUAGCCAAUGGGAAGUUGUCCAACGCCAGCCAUAUACCUGCUGUAGUUGUCGCAAAGUCAGGGGAAGCGUGCAUCACAAUAGAGGCAGAGAAUGCAUUUAACUCCUGCGUCAUCCAAAACGUCGACGAAGAAUGCCUUCCUCCACAGCAUCACUUCAUGGAGACUGUGGGGAACAAGAUCACGAUUUGCGCGCGUCUGCCGGCGGAGGGAUAUUACGCACUGUCCAUCUGGGAAGAGGACGCCAACGACAAGAUCUACUACCUACUGAGGUGUGAUGAGGCUACGGAUGACCGUCCGCUCUUCCCACUCGUAAAUGAGUGGCCCCGGGGUUGUGAACUACACGAGCCAAGAGAUGGCAGCCUUCCAUCAAAGCAAAACAUUCACUUCCGGGUCACCUGUCCCUCAGCGGAGGGAUUGUGGGUUAUGCUAGCAUCUGGUGACCGGACGAACCUCACCAAGGAUGACAAGGGAUCAUGGGAAAGUGGCGUCAACACCGGAGCGCCUGGAGAUUUAACGCUUUGGUUGAAAAUGGAGGGAAAUUUGGAACGAGUUCUUCUCAUUUAUCAUGUUGUUUAAGCUGUCGACUAUGGACAGGAAACCGGUUAAUUGGUUGCAAUCAAAAUUGUAAACAAAAUGAACGGCUGGUACCUUCUGGUAAUUAGGAAAUGUAUCUUAUGCUGUGUCGAUGAAGAUUAGACACCCAGGUAAUACGAUAUGACAAAAGCAGUUACACAAGCAACUGGAUAGAUUUGGAAA